ACAUUUCAUAAUGACAUUUCAAUAAUAUAUACAUACUUUGAUAACCAAAUAAUAUCCCACCUUCAGCGUGGCUGAAUGAAGUUUGAAGCUCAUGUCAGGGUAAAUGCAUCCGGGGAAGGCCUUGGAUACUUUGCCAGAUGCUCCACACUCAAAAUAGCUGUCUGGAGAACUGUGUCAGGUAUCGGAAGUCUGGAAGGCAAUUGUUUCUGCUGGGUCUGGACAUGCAUUAGACAUGUGCUUCAACACAUGCACUCCACCAUGUGUGGAAAUGUACCAGGCCCCUCCUCACCCUGUCGCUCCAGAUUGACCUCUCAAAAUGGAUUCAUCCUUUUUUCACACUCCUUUAAUGGAACAUUUAAAAAAAAAAAAGCACAGACAGAUCACCACAUAAUCUCUUUCUAAAGUCUCUUUAUUAUAUCGUUACAUAUUUUCAACUUUCUCAACAUUUCUCAUUAGUCAAUUGUCUAGCUAAACAACUACAUCUAUUCAAUAGAGAUAUACUUGUGACCUUGACCCAUUUUAUCUCAUGAUUUGCUUCACACAAUUCCUGUGCAGGGUCAGAUGAGUGGUCUUAACAGUCUGUGCAUUAGAAUCACGUGACACUUUAGGUUUACAUUUCAUCUUCAAGUUUUUAUUAAUUUGUCUUCUGUUCUUGUUCAGAAUAAUUUAUGCUGGUAGUUUUGUUUGAAUUAAUGUAUGCGUCCCCUCUCUUUGUUGAAUUGACAAAGCGCAUAAGUGAAGAAUAAAAAUUGCAAUGUCGUAAUGAUUAUGAUAUCCCCAACUACCAGUAUUUUAGAGCAGAUACUCUACAUAUACAUAUGUAUUUUAUUUUACACAUAUAUAUUAGACUGGUGUUUAAAUAUAACACAGCUCUGUACUAUGUACCAUCCAGCUUUAAAUAGGACUAGUAUCAAGAAGGAGGCGUGCUUGAUUUAAAAGUGUAUGGACUGGCUGACUCAGUGACCCAAUUCCUUUCUCAACAGGAGACUGCUUCCCAGAGUGAUUUAGCACAGGUCUGGUUUUGGGAGCCCUGAGUGUGUCCUAUAAGUAAUACCCUUAUACACAUUGAAUCAAAAUAACAGUGGCGGCCAAUAUAAUAGGCUAUACAAUAAUACUCUGAAUAAAAGCAACAAUCAGCAGCUCUUCCUUGAAAAAGUCACAAACACUUUUUCUCAAAAAUAAGUACUGUAGGCCUAUUAACUAUUUCUUUAGAAUGGACAUCAACUUGAAAGUGUGCUUAACUUAUAAUACUUCCCUGGUACUUUACAUUGGGAAUUGUCCAUGUUUCUAGAAUCCAGUAAUUUAUAUUAAUUCCCAUUCAUAAAAUCAGACUUAUGUAAUAUUUAAUUGAACAGUUACAAAAAAUUCACUGUUUUCUAUGUGAUGUAAUCCACUAACCCAUUCCCCUUAUAAACCUCUGGCUUCCUUAAUCAAUGCUAUGCCAUCUUGAUCCUAACCCACAUGACAGUGCUGUGACAGACACGCGUGUUAGCGGCCUGACCCUAACCCUUUAAAACCUCUGUUUUUGAGAUGGAGCAGAUUCAGAUUUCAAAGCGGACUGGCAGUAGCCUAGAGCUGUCCUGAGAUACAAGACACUUAUCAAAAUGCAGAUGAAGACCUGGUUGGUGGCAUCUGUUGUGUUCCUGGGAAUCACGAUGGUGGUGAUGGACCCGAUGCAGGCUCAGUGUAAAGUCAUAUGGCUCUUCGGGACACCCUGCCGAGAGGUGUCUGUGACCCUAGUGAACCAGAUUAAAGCCUGGAAGUCAAAGGACAACUGUGAAACUGGUGGAGAGAGGUGCCUGUAUGAGCUGCAGUUCGCCUCUACAUUCUUCAUCAAAGCUUUGCACACCUCCCGUCUGACCCAGAACGUGGAGGAGCUGAGUUUCACCCUUUACCCUUCAGAGACCUCCAGCGCAUGCAGAGUUGUGGGUGUAUCAGUCUCUGAGAACUGGUCCAUGCUUGAUGAUAAUGGAACCAACUACUGCACCCUUUCCAACCUAAUAGAUGGAAGUGGACUGACCAAGGUUGAAGGUUUUAAAGAGUACACUAAUGAGUGGAUCUGUCUAGAACAUUCCACUGCAAACUGCAGCAUCUACUAAUCAAACAGAUGGUCUUCAAUCUAUCUAAACAGAUUAUUUCAUAACUCACAUAUUCAAUAAACAUAUUGCACAUAGACUAAUAAGUCAUAUAGCUGUAUAAACCCUUGUGCACUACUUCAAUGAUCUCAUUGAGUUGUUUUAUUAAUUACCUUAGUGAGUUUAUGUUUUAGGUUUCUUUACAUAAUAGAGUAUAUUCCAAUAAAUUAAGGUUGCCAUAAAUAAACACAUCAUUUUAAAUGAUUAUAUUUCUUUGACAUAUAGUGAUUGUAUCUUUCUAAGUGAACUAUGUGAAUACAAAUUAAACAUCCUCCUUCAAGAUUUAGAUAGCACAAUACCUCAUAGUUUCUUAUGCCUGUCUGAGGAAACAGUCGGGUAGGUUUGUUGUUCUAUUUUGUUAUAUUUCAUGCCUUACACUUUGUAAUUAUUUUAUAUAAAUUCCUGAGAUUAUUUGUAAAGUCGGCACAUUUUUAUUGAAAAAUG
Molecule: messenger RNA, 2579 nt
Organism: Alosa sapidissima (American shad)
Lineage: Eukaryota; Metazoa; Chordata; Actinopteri; Clupeiformes; Clupeidae
Exons: 5
Coding region: 1605-2099 (164 amino acids)
Source: RefSeq, a predicted model, not a curated record